GAGGAGGGACCCGGAAGCAGAAGCGCAGCCGCCAGGCGAGCCGAGUCGCUGCCCCCGCUGCCCGCCGGCGCCGGGUGGGGGUCCCGGCGGCUGGAUGGGCAGCGGCGGCGCGGGCCGCGGGCGGCGAUGGGCGAGGAGCAGAGCACGGUGAGCGGCGGAGGGCCCCAGGAGGCGGGAGACCCCGCCGGGGCCGCCGCGGGCCGCCCCGAGUCCCCGAGGCCGCGGGGGGACGGCGGCGGGGCGCCCGGGCCGUGCACCGCCUCCGCGGACCCGAGUGGCGGUGGCUGCGGAAGCGACUCGGACUGCGCGGACCCGAGCGCCCCGGAGCCCGCACCGAGCCGGCGGGCCCCGGGCUGGACGGAGAUCCAGGCACCCAGGCAGCCCGCGGGACUGGCACUCACCGUGCCCCUCAACCCCCAGACUUUGCAACAGCAGCUGCGAGGGGAGGAGGAAGAAGCUGGGGACCGAAAAGAGGGAGGGGAUGAACAGCGGGAGGUGUCCCCCGGAGAGGAGCCGAAGCCGAGGACCCGCGUGGGGUCCCCGGACGCGCUGGUCCUGGACGUGCUGGGUCAGCGGCGCCCGCCCCCCGCCAAGAGGCAAGUCUUCUGCUCCGUGUUCUGCGUGGAGAACGACCUGCCCCAGGACCCCACCGCGGAGCAGCUCUCGCCGCCCGCCUCGCCACCUCGGGCUCCGCCGGUGAUGGACCCUCCCAGCGCCCCCGCCUCCUUUCCGAGCCCCCGGCUGUCCCUCCCAACGGACCCCCUGUCCCCCGAUGGCGGCAGCAUCGAGCUGGAGUUCUACCUGGCGCCCGAGCCGUUCUCAGUGCCCAGCCUGUUGGGAGCUCCACCCUACUCUGGCCUGGGUGGGGUGGGGGAUCCCUAUGCGCCCCUCAUGGUGCUGAUGUGCCGGGUGUGCCUGGAAGACAAGCCUAUCAAGCCCUUGCCCUGCUGCAAGAAGGCCGUGUGCGAGGAGUGCCUCAAAGUCUACCUGAGCUCCCAGGUACAACUUGGCCAAGUAGAAAUCAAAUGCCCAAUCACAGAAUGCUUUGAAUUCCUGGAGGAAACAACCGUUAUCUAUAACUUAACCCAUGAAGACUCCAUCAAAUACAAAUACUUCUUGGAACUUGGCCGUAUUGAUUCCAGCACCAAGCCAUGUCCGCAAUGCAAGCACUUUACAACCUUCAAGAAAAAAGGACAUAUUCCCACCCCUUCCAGAUCAGAAAGCAAAUACAAAAUCCAGUGCCCCACUUGCCAAUUCGUCUGGUGUUUUAAGUGCCACUCUCCUUGGCAUGAAGGUGUUAACUGCAAGGAGUACAGAAAGGGAGACAAACUGUUGCGUCACUGGGCCAGCGAAAUUGAGCACGGGCAGAGGAAUGCCCAGAAGUGUCCAAAGUGCAAGAUCCACAUCCAGAGAACUGAAGGAUGUGAUCAUAUGACCUGUUCACAAUGUAACACUAAUUUUUGUUAUCGAUGUGGGGAGAGAUACCGCCAGCUCCGUUUCUUUGGAGACCACACAUCAAACCUCAGUAUAUUUGGAUGCAAAUAUCGCUACCUCCCAGAGAGACCUCAUCUAAGGAGAUUAGUGAGAGGGUCUGUCUGUGCUGGAAAAUUAUUUGUUGCACCUCUAAUCCUGGUCCUGGGAUUAGCACUAGGGGCCAUAGCAGUUGUAAUCGGUUUAUUUGUAUUUCCUAUCUAUUGCCUUUGUAAAAAACAGAGAAAACGAUCACGGACAGGUAUGCACUGGUGAAAUGCAGAUGAUUUCAUCUAACUAAGCUGGUCCUGGUAGGAGCUAUACAGAAGGGCACACCCAGCGGAGAGCCGCGUCCUGAAACAGACCGAGAGGAACCCUCCACCAUCCGGAGUCCCCGUGGGUCUCUGCAGUCCACAAUGCCUCUAGCUCCGAUGCACUCCCAACAUGGUAUCCUGUCCUUCCCUUAUACUGAUUGCUGCUUUUAAACAAUGGUCACUUCUUUACACUAUAAACAUCUGUACCAUAAUUCUGACCUUCUUAUUGUGUCUUGGAAGAAAUUAUUUUAGACAAGAACCAGUUACCCUCAGAAUUGUCUGAGAGUGCCUCGCCUGAAAAUUGCUUGGACUGUCUUUGUACCUGAACCCUCCUCCGUGCCAUCCUGUUAGACUUGGUGUGAACAGCUGAAGUCCCAGCUGUUCCAACAAACAAAGCCACUUCUCAGAAGAUAAAGGCUCACACAUACUCCUGUUCUCAUCUGUGGCCCAAGCAGUACAGUUCCUUCAUCCUUCAGAUGACAUACUUGUCAAAAAUCUCAGUGCCCGAAAGGGAACUAAAGAAACUAAAUUAAUAAAAAGAGUCAUGAGUUACUGAACUGUAUAUGUGUAGGGAUAUGAAUGUGAUGUGUGUGUGUAUAAAUAUCUGUGUUAAAACGAGGCCCAAUAACCCUGUACUUGUCAAGUUCCAUGCCUCUAUACUAUUUUUCCACGUUUUCAUAGAUAUAUUUAAAGGUGAUGGUUCCUUUGUGGGCGUAAUUUGGGAGUGUGCUGAAUUAAAGUCGAUAUAGACAACAGGCUAUUUUGAUGUUGACCCUUUCUAUUUCUUGCUCUCUCUUCCACACACACACACACACACACACACACACAGAAGUGUGUGCCUCAUCACCCCAAGGAUUAUCAAACUUUAUAAAAGUGACAAAACUCACUGACUGAUUUUUAGCAAAUUUUCAAGACCUGAACAUUCAGUCUUUUCCAAUUUCAUCUAUUUUGGCAUACAUGCUUCACUAUAAGAAUAAGUCCUUUAGGCAAAAUUAGUUAAUUUAAGUAGCAAGUCUGCUGUAGAGAGAAUUGCUGACGCCUUCAAAUAAUCUUUAUUCUGCUAAAUUUUUAAACAACUUGUAAUUACUGAUCAUUUUGCUUUAGGUAAAGGUGUAGUAUUACUAGCUACCCCACCCUCUUUCUUACCUCUUUAUUUCUCUCUCUUUUUAAUCUGUCCCCAAGUUUUUCAUGAAAACAAAUACUAGUUUUGAAACAUUUUCCUUAUGUUUACUGCUCACAUGCAUAAUAAUAUGUUGGUAUCUUACAGAGGGAUAAUCUGAAAACAAAACUUUUGUGUUUAUAGGUUUAUUUAAAAUAUAAACUGCUUUUGGAGAAAGAAACCAAAAAAUGAAGGAAAUAUUUUCAGGAAGUUUUACCAAGCUGAGAUGUCUUUAAAUAUAAGAAAAGGACAAGUAACUAAAUUAUGUUACUCCUUUGUUCUCAUCACUAAAGUUCAUCGUCAGAAAGGAAGUAAAGACCCCUAAGAAGCCCAGUUUUUAUUUGUUUCCAAUCCUUAAAAAUACCUAUCUGCAUAGACAUAGCAUUAAUUUAAUAGCAACCUUGUGUGAAUUGAAAUAGAUUAUGUGAGAAAACAUGCAUUAACAUGGAUAGGUUGUCUUGUUGGUCUCCAAGGUUUAAGAACAUUUAUGACUUUUAUUUAACCUAAGAAGUUCUUGAUAAUGAAGUUUACUUGCAUAGAUAACAAGCCAGCACAUUUCCAUUCUUUCUAAAUGACACUCAGAAUAGCUACACUAUAGCUUCGGGACAAGACAGUUUCCAGCUAGAGGAGGGUGUACCAUGUAUGGUUCUGUAAUGACAUAUUACUGAAGCAUAACAUGAUACAAGAAAAAGUGAUGUGCUUUAGUCUUACAAAAUAUAGUUCCUUUCAGUCAUCUGUCCAUCCAUUCAUUUGACAAAUAUUCAUUGAGCCUAUACUACAUGCUGUAGUGUUAAACUGAGAGAAGGAGAAUUUCCAUCAUGAAUCCAUGUAAUUGUGUCAUAUAAAGUGCUAAAUGUUUGUGAACUUGCCUUUCCCAGACUUAGGUGUUAGUUAGACAAUAUGUGAGUAUGAUCAUUCUAAAUCUAAUGAAUAUGUUUAUGUAUGAUAUAUAUUUAUGUAUAUAUAAUAUUUCCAUAGAAAUAUAUGGGCAUAUGUAUUAUCCAUGUAUUUAUGUAUGAUAUAUGUGUAUACAUAUAUAAUAUUUGCAUAGGUACAUAUAAAUACAGAUGCCACAUACAUAUAUACCAACUGACUAAAUAAUGUGUCCUCUGGUCUUAGAUAAUCUGUCUUCUUAGGCCAUUGUAUCUGUCAUCUUUGGCCUACUCAGGGAUUUUUAUUUCUUUCUUUGAAUAACUUAUCUUUGGGAAAUAUUUUUAUAUUAUUUGGAAACGUCCCAGUUUCCAGUUACAAAGUGGCAUCUGUUCAGUGCAGGCUGCCCCAUCACCACCACACAGGCGUGCACCAUGGGGCACAGGGCCGUCCUUGUCCUGGAGCGCUGACUUUUUAAAGCUCAUGGAUGCGUAGCUCCUGGAAUGAAUUCUAAACUACUUUAGAGAAAGAAACAUACACACAAAAGACAUAUCUUUCUAUCCAAAGCUUGUCCUUUUAUGUUUUUAUUAUAAAUUUAAUAUACAAAGGUGGGCAAAAGGAGGUCUACAAUUUUUCAUAUGCAAAAUAAUACAAUAAUUAAUAAAUAAUAAUACGAGAAUAAACUUUUGCAUACUUGUAACUGUAAAGCUACUUUUUCCCACCUCCAUAUACCUUUUGUAAAAAAAUCAAAACCAUAUAGAAUUAUAAAACACAAAUUUAUCUGUUUAACUGACCCCUUAUUGUCUAGGGGUAGCCACUGGUAGUCAUUUGGUUUUUGUUUUUCUGGACACUUUCUACAGAUGUACAAGUAAAUGUCUGUGUGUACACAUAUCUGUGUGUAUAUUAGUUUUGUACAAAUGGAAUAAUAACAUUCUUACUGUCCUGUGACUAUUUUUAUUUUAGUAUAUAUUGGUAGACACUUUUCCAUAAGAGUUUAAAUAGAUUGUCUCAUUCUUUUGUAAAUUACUACAUAUCCCACUGUGAAGCUAUACUUUAAUUUAUUUAAUCAGUCCUCUAUUGAAUGGACAAGAUUGUUUUACUUCUCUAUAUAGAGCAUCACUGAAGAUCCUUUACAUAGAUUGUUGUCACUUUGUGUUGACAUUCCCAUAAUUUUUAAAUUUGGUUUUUAUAAAACAUUUGUAAUAAAAUUUUAGUACAUUUUCAGUGAAGGAGGUCAUAGACAUCAUUAGUAUAUUUGAUAUCUUUUUCUUAGAUGAAAAAAGAUUACAUAGAAGUGCAUAAUUUUUAAAGAAAAAGCAUCUUUUGCAGGAUAAUUUUACUCCUGCUUAAUAGCCAAAUACAAAUCUGGCCAAAGCAUAUAAAAGAAAAUGAAUCUUAUUCCAAUUAAAAUAACAUGUAAUAAGAUGUCUACAAGAUAUGCAAGAAAGAUGCAUUGAUAUUUGGAUGGCCUAGUUGUAAAACUUGAGGGAUUUAAAUAAAAUAACCAAAUCGGUCACAUUUGUCACAUUUUUAGUAAACACUAUCCAUGUUCAUGCAUGUUGCUGCACAAAGGAACUUAAUUCUGCCAUUGUGAAAAGUAGGAAGCAGUAUGUUGCCAAUUAUGAACGGCCACAGUUAUCCAUAGGAAAAUAAAUAGAUUGUAUGUAAGGUUUGGUGGUUUGUUGGGAUGUUUAAAAUUGUGGAAUAACGUGAAAACAUUCCUCGUACAAUGAAUCCUAGCCGUUCCCUAAGAACCUCUGACUGUGGAGGUAAUGCAGGGGGUCCAACCCUUUGGUACAAACAAUAUCCUCUUUCCACCCCUUGAUUUUCUGAUAGGUGCUAUUGUAUCCUGAAAGUAAAAGAGACAGGAAAACAAUCGAAAGAUAAUUAAAUACCAGUCAAGUCCAACCUGAUAUCCUCAAUGGUACUUUCUCGGCAGUGGUGUCCGGAGUCAGUGGUGCCUGUCAGGAGGUACCUGUCCUAACACCCACCAUCUCCUGAGUCCCAAAGCCCAAGCUGAGCCUUUAUCUUUCAAUCCUGCCACCCAAAUCUAUGGCCCAUGGCUCCCCUAACAUACCAUCAAACCACCACAACCUCUCCCAGUCCCCGGUGACUCUCCCCAACCUCAUUUAUCUCCACUCCUCUGCCACUCUAGCUCCUGUUGACUAGAAGGCAAGAGGAGGGACAGGAGUGGGUGAAAACUCACUGUGGCAAGUGCAACGCAUCAGUAUUCCUUCCUGACCUUUGUCAGAGUACAGUACAUUUGUCAAGACACCAAUCCAGCUUCUCCCUCUUUCUAAUGUUUUUAACAUUAGACUUUUGUGCUGCCUGCCCAGUUAAAUUCAUAAUUAUGUUUUUAAAAACUUAGUGGCCUAAAUAAUACUAAUUUAUGUACUUCAUUAAGUAACCCAAAAUUUUUUUAAUAAAUUUAUGCCAAAAGCCAUUUAGAUUUUAAUUUUAUAAGUAAGCUGCACAUAUGCCUUAAUGCGAGUCUUCCCAUUGGGUUUGUGUGCUUAUCCUUUCCUGUUUGUGGCUGAAAUCUAUCCCAGCUAUUGAAAGUAAUUCUUCUUGUGGUCAGCUUUAUUUUUUGUGCUAAUAUCUAUUAGUAAUAUAGCCUUAAAAUCAAUGCACUUUAAAAUAUUUGUGCCAUUUAAAUAAUUUGACAGAUUUAAAGAAACUGAUUACAUAUAUUUGAUGGAGGCAGUAGAAUGACAGUGUUAGCAAAUAUGUGUCACUUCUUUAAACCUGGGGUGCAAUCUGAAGCUGAAAAUUUAGAGCAAGUAAAAUAUACCUAAAAAACUGUAGCCAAGUUUCUGAAAUUAUAGUAAUCUUAGAAAUUGGUAUUAGGAGUUCAAACAUAGCAAGCAAUUAAUAAAUGUUACCUUAUAACCUUGUUAAAAAUAUUUGUUUAAAAUACCAAGUUAAUUUCUACUGCAAGUUUUAAAUGCAUUUUCAUAUUUCAUGAAAUCUCUAAAACAAAUUCCAUUGACUAGAAAUAAAAGUAAAUGAAAACUGUCACCAAUAGCAAGUUUGAGAGUAUUUGUUUUUCAAAUCCUCACAACAUAAUUAUGGCAUUUUCCACCUCCUAUGGAAAAUAAGUUCCAAAAUCCCAUUUUUAGUAUGUACAAUCGCACUUAUUACUUUAAUACAAUUGAAAUGAUUUUAUAGAAUUGUCAAGAUAUGAUCUGAACAAAAACAGAGGCCCAAAAGUUGGGGAGUAUUCAAGGCUGUAAAAUAUUAUCUAUUGGAUGCAAAUCAGUGAUGCAAACCUUUAAAAGAGAAAUGCAGUGGAACUCUUUGCAACUGUGGUUCUAAGGAUACAAUACUUGUUUCACAGUUAACAGUGUGGGGGCUUCCAUUGUGCAUCACUGCUGGGAGGCUGGUAGCUCAGUUGGCAUAACCAAAUCCAAGAAGCAGAGUCACAGUAGUGCAAGACUUGUAACUGUCCUUUUGGAGCAUUACCUGAAGCUUUCGUAUUUCACAUACAUAGUGCCAAUUUUAGAAGCAUGUAAUUAUGCCUGUGACAAACUAUAUUUUUGUUUUGCCUAAAGAAGAGAAUACUGUUUUGAGAAUAACAAAAUGGACAUAAAAGGCAAUAAAUUAUUUUUUAAAAAACACACAAAAGAUUGCCAAUGCUUUUUCUUCCACUUCCUUUCAGCUCAUAAAAAUAAAUUUCAUUAUGUGUUUUAACUGUACAUUACCUAAAUUAUGCAGACUUAUUACAUUAAAAAUAUUUUUUCAGAUCUAUCCCACAUUUUAGUUACUCCAUUCCAUCAUUAAUAUAAUUGUUUAAGAUGAAACAGUUAUUUUUUCUAUUUAAUCGGUAUUGUAUUUUUCCAUUAAUAUUAAAUGACUUUCUUCCCUGCUUGUGAAGUGACACCCUCACACUUCAAUGUCAUGUUUCUAUUUUCUUCUAGAUUUCUUGGUUGUCUUAACUUUUUCGCUCUGCAGUUCCCUUCCCAUUCUGGCCAAACGUGGCCUAAGCUCUUCUCAUGAUUAAUUCCUUUGACUCUAAUGAAAUGAAAUUCAAACACUGAAAGGACUUCAUAAUUUGGCAAUGGUAGUGAACAUAAUUUCCUUUCACUUAUUUUAUCUGUAAAUUGAAAUGUAUCAGGAGAACCUGGACAGAGUUGGAGAACCCUACCCAGCCCUCUGACAAGAAGUUAAAUGAAUGAGAAGAUGUCAGUUGGAUAAUAGAGCCUAAAAUACUCUACCACCAAGCUUCAGGAAUUGCUUCACGAAUACUUUAAGGUCAAUAUUGUGUUUGCCUAUUAGUUGAACAGCAAUCGUGUGUGGACAUGCAUCCAAGCUUGACACCGAGUCAUUCAUGAUUCAUCCAAAAUGGCUAAAUGUAUGUAUGGUUUAUAGUCUUUGUUUUAGCCAAAGUCCUACAGCUUGGACUGGGGGCUGCAUUUAUAUAUAUAAGUGUAACAUUUGUAUAUAAUACUCAAGCAUGAAUUCAUAAUUAGGACUUUUGAACACAUAAAAUAGAUCACAUUGACUCCAACUGAUAUUAGCCCUAUUCUGGAGAAAUCAUUUGUUAUUUGCAAAUGGUCAACUUCUUCAUUGAUAGGAUUUAGAUGUAAGCCACACUCAAGAUACACUUAGUAUUGGUUUAGUACAUGAUGUGGGGAAGUCAAUCAGCUAUUAAAGAGUCCCAGAAAUUGCAAAAAUAGAUACCUCCUUGUAGCUGGCAAGCCACGCUUUCAUCAGCUCCCUACAGGGUUGUUCGGUGUUCCCCUCAUGCCCCACGUGGGGAAAUAGUCUUAAUAAUCUGGUAAAUUCUUAAAAAUAACAUUCUUUUCAUUAACCAUUAUUUUCUCAGUUUGUCCAAAUAUACCUUCAUUGUUCAUUUCAAGUAAAUACUACCUAGUAUUUUAUAUAAAUAUUAUGCUUUAUGUUCCUUUAUAAAGAAAAUUCUGGAUAAAGUAAUGAUUUUUUAACAGCUAACUAUAAACCCUUUUUCUAAAAUGCAUUUUUCUAAAAGUUCCAUAUGGCAAUAGUUUACUUUGGUACUUGAUCAUUGUCAUUAUAAUUAAAAUUCUGUAGAUGGUAUUGAAAAAAGUAAACCAACCUUAUAAUUUAUAUGAAACCUAGAACAGUCAUUGAUAUAUAUCUAUGUAGAAAUAGACAUAUAAAUCCAUUUACUUUGACAAGGACAAUCUGUUACAGAUUUUUAAUAUCAAAGUUAAUUGACAAUCUUGUUGCUUAUGAAAGCAAUUAUUAAGUAGUAAAUUUUGAGAGAUCACAGAAAUAAUUUUAUGUAGAAGAAAUACAAAACAGUAGCAUUAAAAUGUUAUGUUAGCACAUUAUUUAUUAAGAUGCCACAAUGAUUAGUUUAUUUUUAUUUUAAACAAAAUUGCUUAUAAGACAUUCAUGAAACAAAUAUAUUUAUAUGUAUGUAUACCUAUUGUAAACUGGGACAAUUAAAUUAUUCACAUUCACCUUUUUCACAAAGAGUGUAAACUACUAAAAUGGAAAUGUUUGGAUGUUUAAUAUAUUACUAUAUAUUCAGAAAUUGCAGUUCUAAGAAAUAAUUGUCAUGUCCUAUUUGAAAUAUCAGAAUAUAUCCCAUUUUAAUUAAAUUUUCAUGAGCAAUAGCAAAUGAGAAGAAAUUUUUAAUUGUAAGGUGGAUGACUUUCACUAGUAGUUUGUUCCAGAUCUUGUUCAUCAUUUCUUUAUAUUAUGAUUUUUCAUUUUGUGUAAAAUUUGCAGUUAUUUUCCAAAUAAUGUGAUAAUAUUUUUGUUUAAAAUUAGACUAGUUGAACAGAGAUUUUCUUUCCUACAUCAAUGAUAUUGGAAAAUAAGUAAUUUUACUGUAAUCUUGUAAUCUUGAUAUCAUGUAGAAAUCCCUGAAAUAAAAUUGGAAAGGAAAAAUAAAUUCUGUUGAAAUGAAAAUGUUGGGAAAUAAGGAGUAUUUAGGAUCUUAAUUUCUUACUAUUAGAGUAAUCAGCUUCUUAUUGCCAAAUGAUUAUUUUGGUGUGUUGGUUCCAUGAAUUGUGCUUUUAAUGUAAUGUAUAAUUCUCCCUGUUUUACUGAAAAGAAAUUGGUGAAUAAAAGCUAGGGAAACUGGGCUCAUUACCAUUUUCCAAUAGCACUAAUGUAUAGUUCCCUUUAACCUUUCAUACGGUGCUUUGUGUGAUGAGAGUAUGUAACAUUUAUAUAUGUUAUCGGUGCCUUAUUUUUUUCACUUGACUUUAUUUCUUAUCUAAAGAGCCAUAUAUUUUUUGUGAGUAUUCCUUAGUCCCUCUAUUUAAAGCCCUGAUGAGACAAUGUACCUUUAGGGUUAUAUAUAGACUGCAUAUUGCUACCUUUCCGCUGUAUUAUCUCUAGAACAGCAGGUUAGUUGAUGUAUUUUUCUUAAAUUCAUUGUUCAUUGUUAAGGUGAAGUAUUAAAAGUAUAUUAAACACCAUAAAUUGAAACCAUUAUAACUGAAACACAUUUUUAAACCACAAAAAAGAAUGAUGAUUAAAGUUUAAAACAGGAGGUAGAAUGUCUAUCAGUCUUUAUCUAUAGUUCUUAUUAACACACAGUUUCAUUGAAAAAAAACAUUAAAAAUAAAAGAACUUGACCAGAUCUCUACAAUUUGUCUUUGGCAAUAUGUUAUCUGUCAUCGACGUCCACACGGAUGCUGAAAGACCAUGGUGUUUGCAGUUUAUGUGUGGUUAUUCAUUCACAGUGGGCUGUAUCAACAUCAAGACAUUUUGUAUAAUAUAUUAUUUUGCUCGUGUUGGUCUUGCUUUUUGUGUUAGCUUUAUACAAAGACUAGUUUUGUUGUAUUCUUUAUGUACUAUAGUAUAUAAUUCAACUUUUCAUGAUGAAUGUAUAAUGAAUAAUUAAAAUAAAUCAUAUGCUUAGAAAAGACAAAGACACAGGCUGUAUAUGCAAAUAUGUGUAAAUAUUUGACAAAAAAAAAGGAAAAUAAUCUUCCUGCCAAUAGAUAUGUCCUGCUGGACAGGACCUGGAAAUUAACAGAUUUUUUUUUAAGCAGUGAAGUCAAAAAUCUAUUACCU
This is a messenger RNA of Phyllostomus discolor (pale spear-nosed bat), 10827 nucleotides long. RefSeq names its product ring finger protein 217 (gene RNF217). Gene Ontology annotation, biological process: positive regulation of proteasomal ubiquitin-dependent protein catabolic process; ubiquitin-dependent protein catabolic process; protein polyubiquitination. The coding region runs from base 127 to 1746 and encodes 539 amino acids. NCBI's taxonomy places the organism in Eukaryota, Metazoa, Chordata, Mammalia, Chiroptera, Phyllostomidae. The transcript is spliced from 6 exons. Gene Ontology annotation, molecular function: zinc ion binding; ubiquitin protein ligase activity; ubiquitin conjugating enzyme binding. Gene Ontology annotation, cellular component: ubiquitin ligase complex; cytoplasm. The record is from RefSeq and is a predicted model, not a curated record.